This is a messenger RNA of Colletotrichum costaricense, 1992 nucleotides long. RefSeq names its product glucose oxidase. The coding region runs from base 1 to 1992 and encodes 663 amino acids. Gene Ontology annotation, molecular function: flavin adenine dinucleotide binding; oxidoreductase activity, acting on CH-OH group of donors. Lineage: Eukaryota; Fungi; Ascomycota; Sordariomycetes; Glomerellales; Glomerellaceae. The record is from RefSeq and is a predicted model, not a curated record. Gene Ontology annotation, biological process: secondary metabolite biosynthetic process. The transcript has 7 exons.
AUGACAAAGAUCCCUGUCCUUGUGGCCGCCUUGGGCUUCUUGUUGGCGAAUAUCCCACGUGUUAUCUCAUCAAGUAUCCCCCGAUCCAUCGCUCACUCGAGAAUCCUCCCUAGAGCUUGUGAUGUCAAGGCAGAGUACGACUACGUUAUCGUUGGAGGAGGCACCUCCGGCCUGACAGUCGCGGAUCGAUUGACUGAAAGUGGCGAGCAUACUGUGCUGGUCAUUGAGCUUGGUUUGUUCGUGAAUACCGUCACGACGGGCCUCCUAUCCUGGCGCAACCAGUCCCACACCUUCAACUUCUCCUCCGUACCCCAAGAAGGUCUCAACGGCCGCAAGUUUAACGUCAUUGGCGGCGUCAUGCUCGGUGGCUCGACAGGCGUCAACGCCAUGCAGGUCCACCGCGGGCAGAAGGAGGACUACGACAGAUGGGGGUCCUAUUUCAGCAACCAGUCAGAAUGGAGUUGGGAUGGCCUGUUACCUUACUUCAAAAAGGUAACAAUCCGAUCGUCUGAAGUUCUGUUUGCUGUUCUCUCUCUUUCUCAGAUGACUGUGACUGAUGAAGUAAUGUGGCCGCAGGCGUGGAACUUCCAUCCGCCUACCCCCGAGCUGACCGAGCAAUUCGACAUCAAGUACGAUGCGAGCUUCUGGGGCAACUCCUCCGGCAUCCACGCUUCGUUUCCGACCUUUCACUGGCCUAUGCUGAAGACCGAAGUAGAAGCCUUCAAAGAAAUCAAAGGCGUCGACUUCCCCGCCGACUCGGGCGCCGGCGACCCAGGCGUCUUCUGGUACCCAACCUCCUUCGACCCGGCCACCGUGACGCGGUCCAUGGCUCGGCGAGGUCACUGGGACGGCAUCCAGGCCGCGCGGGACAACUACGAGACCAUUACCGGGCACAAGGUGCUCAAGGUCCUCUUUGACGGCGACAGCGAAGCCGAGACCCGGACCGCCACCGGUGUCUCCUACGUCGAGGCGAACUCCACCAUCGCCAAGGGCGCGCGGAUCGUAAAGGCGAGGAAGGAAGUCAUCCUGGCCACGGGAUCGAUUCACACGCCCCAGAUUCUGCAGCGCAGCGGCGUAGGCGGGAGAGCACUUCUCGAGGCUGUGGGUAUCGACGUCGUCGUCGACUUGCCCGGCGUGGGACAGAAUUUCCAGGACCAUCCUGUUGGUGCCGGAGCUACCUUUACAUUCACUAAUUUUGACGUCCACCCGGAUAUGACCGACCUCGUCAACAACCAGACCUUCAUCGACCAAGCCAAAGCAGAGUUCGAAGCCAAUAGGACCGGGCCUCUAACUAUAGGCGCAGGCAAUGUAGCAACCUUCCUCCCCUUCCCAGUAAUAGCCCCCUCCUUCGAAGCCAUCACAUCCGCCUACGAAUCCCAAUCCCCCUCAGCCCACCUCCCUCCCAACACAGACCCAACCGUAAUAGCAGGCUACGCAGCCCAACAAACCCGCUUCGCAGCAGCCCUCCGCUCCCCCGGCGCCGCCUUCUACAACUUCUUCCUCCGCGGCAGCCCCACAGAAAGCAACUUCGUCCUUCUCCACCCCCUCUCGCGCGGCACAAUCUCCCUCAACACCAGCGACCCCUUCUUUUCCGAACCCAUCGUAGACUACCGCGCGCUAAGCAACCCCGCCGAUCUCGCCGUGCAAAUCGAAUUCAUCCGCUUUACGCGGCGGUACUUCCUCCAGUCCGCGACGCUGGCGCGCUACGAGCCCGUGGAGACGGUUCCGGGGACGAAUGUUACGAGUGACGAGGCGCUGGGCGAGGCUGUGAGGCGGAUGAUCAGCCCGACGACGUUUCACCCUGUCGGCACGGCGGCUAUGAUGCCGAGGGCGUUGGGAGGGGUUGUUGAUGAGGGGUUGGAGGUGUAUGGGGUCCGGGGGUUGAGUGUUGUUGAUGCGAGCGUGAUGCCUGAUUUGCCGGGGGCGUAUACGCAGCAGACUGUGUAUGCUGUUGCUGAGAAGGCUGCUGAUUUGAUUAAAGCCCGGGCGUGA